Phycomyces blakesleeanus NRRL 1555(-) is the source of this 3596-nucleotide messenger RNA. RefSeq lists its product as hypothetical. Gene Ontology annotation, biological process: SCF-dependent proteasomal ubiquitin-dependent protein catabolic process. Gene Ontology annotation, molecular function: protein binding. Bases 1 to 3564 code for a protein of 1187 amino acids. NCBI's taxonomy places the organism in Eukaryota, Fungi, Mucoromycota, Mucoromycetes, Mucorales, Phycomycetaceae. The record is from RefSeq and is a predicted model, not a curated record. The transcript is spliced from 4 exons. Gene Ontology annotation, cellular component: SCF ubiquitin ligase complex.
AUGGCACCGAAACUACCAUACGAAGUUGUAUCAAUUAUUGCAAAUUAUGUUGAAAAAGAUAGCCGACUUACCGGUGCCUUGGUCUCAAGAUACAUUUGCGAUACAUCCAACCUGGACAACCCAUAUCUAAAGAAUGCAGACAGAGUGUGUGAGCUGAAGAUUCAGGACUUAUCGACCGCCGAUGGGAAAUAUUAUUCCAAGUUGUCACAAAUCUACCAUGGAAUAAGGCGCCUCGAAUGCUUUGAAUCACUUGAAAACAAAUGUGCUAUUGAAACUAUUGAUUGGAGUCCCUGGAAUUUAUUAUCGCACCUGAAAAUACAUUUCCAGUAUAGAAACUCUAUUGAGCUGGAAAAUCUUUUUACAGGCCUAUCGGUAUUACCUUGUCUUCUACACCUUACACUACACCAAGUUAGCUCAGAGUAUGGGGAUAUGGUAACUAACAUUGUCUCGUGGUCAGAUCUUGAAUUACUCCACCUUAAUUCACCACACCUGGAAGAUAUAAGCAUCGACUUUUUACAUGAGCCAAUAUUAUAUGACAACAUGGAUCAAAUAAGACGUAUUACCCCAGCAUCAACUGUCACAACGAUACGAUAUAGUAGUAGUAACGUUGACGCUUCCUGGAUAUUUUAUUUUGCACUCAAAUACCCAAAUUUACACACUCUUGAUCUUCAAGCUUCUGACAGCUAUCAUCAAGAAAACAUAGUUUACAAAUGUCAACUUCAGGAGGAUAUGCAAUUACUAUCAACACUUGACCAAUUCUUUCCUUGUUUAAAAACCGUGUGCAUACAAACGGGAGUAAACAGUAUAUGGUCAUUUUCUACAUUCUACGACGCCCUUCGAAUUUUCGGCGCAAAGGUAGAAAGAGCUGAUGUUGAUAUUCACAUGCGUGAUCCAGAUUUGACAGACAGUUUCGACAGCUGUCUUGACUUUAGCUCAGCAUCAUUGAAAGUUUUGAUGACAAGCUUGAUUUCCAUGCCGGGAAAAGUGCCACUUUCAAGCACCCUGACUUUCUAUCCGUGUCUAGUCGAGUUAAACAUCGAAAUAAUGGGUCUGAUCGAAAUUGUCAUUAUCCUAGAUAAAUAUCCAACGUUACGACUUUUAAGCCUCUCUUUAGCAAGGGUGUGCCUUUCCAAGCAGUCAAAUCACAACCACAACCCACACAUACUAAGAAGAUUCGAGGUUAAUCGCAUUGAAACGAACACAGAGGUCUUUAGAUAUAUAUCCUUCCGCUGUAAACAACUUUCAUUCCUGAAACUAGGAGACGUUGACCUUAGGGCAUCAGAAUUUACAGAAAAUGGGGAGAUCCUUAUUGGCAUGCCAUAUUCUCAGUUGGACAAGCUCAUAGUCUGUAGUAUCAGAGAAACCACUAAAUUGAUAAAGUUUUAUGCCGUUAUACAAGAGGACAAUACUGGUGUUAACCAAUCGGAUUCGGAUAACCAAGAACAGAAAACUCGAUCAAACUGGUACCAUAUAUACUUGGACGAUACGGGCGAGAUAAAAAGGUCUCUUGCAUGGGAGCUUGGAAAACAAGGCAUUGAAUAUUUUCAGAGAUCCUACAGAGACGCUUUGAGUAGUACUUAUGACGAUAAUUCUCAUACGGUUUUUGAUGACAUUGUUAACUAUUAUGAGCCAAAGGAAGCUUGGAAAGCAGAUAUUGCCUUUGGCGUCUUUGGCUUUGUUGCUAUGGGACCAGCAUUACCAUUUGAAAUUCUCUCGAAUAUUGCAGUCUAUGUCGACCCAAAAAAAAAUCUUGCGUGUGCCCUGGUUUGUAAGCAGUGGACAGAACCAUUUCUGAACAAACGUUGGUGUUCCAUUACUGUCACGCUGGAAGUAGCAAAAUACAUUUGCAAUACACGAAGUCAAAACAACGUCUAUUUAAAAAAUUUGCAUCGUACACUCGAACUGAAGCUUAUGAAUAUACCAAAAGCUGAUAUGAAAUACCUUUCAAAAGUACAGCAAAUAUACUGCAAGAUUAAUUGGUUUGAGUACGAUAGACCGUAUAGAAGCGACUGCAUUAUACAAGAAAUUGAUUGGAGUCCUUGGAAGUCAUUAGUCCAUCUAAGUAUUCCCCUUUGUAAUAGAAGUCUUACUGCAUCAGAAGAUUUCUUUACAAAGCUAUCUGUAUUGUCCUGUCUUACCCAUCUUACACUCAAAGAGGCGGUUACACAACAGAGUCUUGAAGAAACGAUCGUUGUUUCAUGGCAGGACAUUGAAUUACUUCACCUCAACCUACCACGACUCACAUAUAUAGACAUUCGUUUAAGGAUUAAAGCAAUACCAGCCAUAGACGCAAAUAAAAUAAGACGUAUUACUCCAGCACACGCUAUCACAAAUAUACGCUAUGGUAGUGAUUACAUUGACGCUUUCUGGGUAUUCUACUUUGCGCUCAAAUACCCCAAUUUACACAAUAUUACACUCGGAAGAAGUUUCGAAAGUGGUGGUCAUUACCAAAGUCACACAAUAGAUUACGAUAAGAAGAAGUACCAAGAAGGAGUCCGGUUACUAUUGACGCUUGACCGAUUCUUUCCUCGCCUAAGAAGCAUAUUCACAUCCAUGAACUCUUUUAACAGAUAUCAGUUUUCUGUGUUCUACAACGCUCUUUGGCAUUUCGACGUAAAAUUAAAAGAUGUCGAGCUUUCCUUUGAGGGAGAGAAGUUAGACUGGGCCGAGGGUUCCCAAAGCUGCUUGAACAUCAGGUCAGAUGCAUUGGCGAGCUUGAAGAUAACGCUUUCGAGCGCCUCGAGUUUGAAUCCGGUUGGAGACCUAUUGUUUGUCUACCCGGAUUUAGUUGAGCUACAGAUCGAGACCUAUAAUCUGAUUGAGGUCAACAUAAUACUAGACAAAUGCCCAUCAUUGCGAGACUUACGAAUGAAAGGCACAGAAGUUUCGUUCUCAGGCAAGCUGAAAAGAGUCGAUACCCCACAUGCUUUGCAAAGACUGGAACUCGAUUGCGUGAGCACGAGUACACACAUGCUUGAAUAUAUAUCCCGCCGCUGUAAAGGACUUUUGUUCCUGAAGCUAUAUUCUAUUCGGUUCCGUAAAUCUUAUUCGGAUGAGCUGGAUAAAUUGCAUCAUACAAAGUAUCCUUACCACCUGGUCCUCAACAUGUCUUUCUUAAACUUGGAUACACUCGUGAUUUACAGGCUCAGGCGCUUUGGGAAUAUAAAAUUUUGUGCAAUCCAAGAACAACAUCAAGGAGAUGAAGAAGAAGAUAUAAAGAAAAUGGAAGAUGGAAAUUGUAAGUCAUUGGUUCCGGAUGAACCGUCACAGCUGGCUGGAUUAAAGUGGUAUCACUUGUGCUGGAAAAACACAGAAGGAGUAAAAAGAGCUUCAAUGUGGGAGCUUGAAAAGCAGGACAUUGACUAUGUUAAAGGGUUUUAUAAGCACUAUGUGAGCCUUAACUACGUCUCCAAAGAUUCUGAUUAUAGGGAUAACAUUUACAAUGGCUAUUCACCAAAGCGAUUUUGGCAAAAGGACCUUCAGAAUGGUUUCUUGACCAUCCGCCUUAAAUCUGUUAAAGCUAUAAUUCAUAAUAAGGUUUUUUCCUAUUACAGGAAUAGAUAGUUAUAAUAAAGUUUAUAUUAUUUGAUGGCUUU